Molecule: messenger RNA, 366 nt
Organism: Suillus subaureus
Lineage: Eukaryota; Fungi; Basidiomycota; Agaricomycetes; Boletales; Suillaceae
Exons: 1
Coding region: 1-366 (121 amino acids)
Source: RefSeq, a predicted model, not a curated record
AUGUCAGCUCAUGAACCUCGCAAUCACCCCGCUCUCCCCCGUGUCGAGCUCGAGCUGAGCGAAGAUGCGUUAAAAACCAUCAACACGCACCUCCUCGAGCUCGAUGUUGUCAAAAACACCCAAUCCGUCCAUUUUUCGCCCAUGUUCUCAAUCUAUGCCUCCACCGUCCUGCUUGCAGCUAUCAUAGCGGCCUGCCCGGAUCUCCUUGAUCAGAGGUAUGCACGCGUGGAAGCAGCGAUGCAAGUGUUGUGCCAGAACUCGAGACUGCAGGAGGAUUUGAGGGAGGCGAUUGAGAAAAGGGAUUUUAUGAACGUGUUGAAUAUUGGUGUGUUACAUUGCUUCUCUGUUUCGUUGUUGGAAAGCUGA